Molecule: messenger RNA, 3985 nt
Organism: Rosa rugosa (rugosa rose)
Lineage: Eukaryota; Viridiplantae; Streptophyta; Magnoliopsida; Rosales; Rosaceae
Exons: 5
Coding region: 1049-3679 (876 amino acids)
Molecular function (GO): DNA binding; protein dimerization activity
Source: RefSeq, a predicted model, not a curated record
AAGUGGGGGAUUUCAUCUGAAUCUCUGGUUACCAAACAAAUUUCAAUUGAAGUUUUAUUUUUGAUACGAAAUUUCAACUGAAGUUGCUUAUAGAAGAAUAACUUUUGUUCAAUGACACUGUUGUCAAAAGUAUGUGAAUUACUUUUCUAUUAUUUUCCGAUGAGCAAGUAUUCUUCUAUAACUUUGAUUUUUUUUUUUAACUACAUCAAAAGCACUUUUUGGUGGUUUUAGAAAUGCAAAACGCCCUUAUGAUAAUUCUGGAGGGUGUUACACACUUGUUGAUAUAUUCAAUAACAAGUUUGGAGUCGCCUUCAACUUGGAUUUUGGAAAAAUUAUUCUCCAAAGCAUAGAAUAGGCCAUCUCUUACUUAGAGCUCUUCCUUCAACAAUAGGAACAGGUCAAUGACCAAUAUUUUUAGAACCAGCUGAGCGAGAGAUUACAUCUGAGGUUCUGAUUACAAAACCAAUUUCAAAUGAAAAUGCUUAUAUUUUUGUUCAGUAACACUUUAUCAGAAGCAUAUAAAGUUCUUGCAUUACACUUUCAAUCGUUUCCGAUGAGCAAGUAAAGAAGAAAAAAACUUGGCGGUUUGAUUUUCCGAAAACAUGCCAUCGGGCCAACCUGGGCCUUACAGAAAAUUGGUGCCCAUUACACGUAUCUAAACCAAGAAAGCAACACUUCUAGAACAGAAAAAAAAAAAACCGGGUUUUUUGUUUUGGUCAAUGGUCAUGAGUUGAGAACCGGGUCGAGCUCUUACGUUACAUAGAAAUCCAUCAAAACCCGCACGCUUGGGUCCUCCCACUCCCACAUAUAAAAACACAAACCCCUCACCAUUUCUCUGUUUCCCAAACGCACUCAAAGACUGAGACAGCAAUCACCAAAGACAAGUAAGUCAUCUUCUCCUUUGAAUCCAUCUCACACAGUUCAGAACCUUUAUCAGCUUAUUUGAUGCAUGCAGCAUUUUCUGGGUAGUGUUUGAUUGAUCAUUAAGUCUGUAUUUGAUGCAUGCAGCAUUUUCUGAUUGAUUGAUUGAUCAUUAAGUCUGUUAAAGAUGACAUCUUUGGAGGGUUUUGAGCCCGUAGCUAUUUCCCCACAGAAACAAGACCCAGGAUGGAAACACUGUCAACUUUACAUUAAAACUGGGGACCCAAAAGUUGAGUUAAAGAAGUGUUUAUAUUGUGGCAAAGUGUUUCAGGGUGGAGGGAUUAAUAGGUUUAAAUCUCACCUUGCUGGUAGAAAAGGAAAUGGUCCCAUUUGUGAUCAGGUCCCUCCUGAUGUUCGAGUUUCCAUGUUGCAGUGCUUAGAUGAAAAAAUUGCAUCUUUAAGGCACAGAAAGAGUCAAAUGGGUGUGAACCCGAGUCGUAGUUUUAGUGAACUAGACAAUGUGUUUGCUGAAAAUGAAGUUGGAGGGCCCAAUUUGAUGAAUCAAGAGGAAGAUGUGGGAAUGAGUGUUGAUAAUGGGAUUAGGGUUGGUGAUAAUCUGACUGAUGUGCCUCUUGAGAUUGAUGAUUGUUUUAGGAGUGAUGGUCUCGAGGGAUUGACUACUGUGCCUCUUGCAGCAGUUGACUUGUAUAAGGGUAAUGCUCUAGGGAGAAAAGCUGGAGUACCGAAUUACAGUUUUUCGGAAAAUCAAGAGGAGGGUGUUGAUAGACGAGUAGGGUGGAGAGGUGGAACUUCUUUUGUAGCUACUACUGCUGGUUUCGGUUCUGGUUCUGCUAAUGCUACUAAAUUGAGUUAUGUCCCAGCUCCUAUUCGUAGUGAGGUAGACAAGCCAUUUUACGAAAACACGCAAGGAAGAUCAGUUAGUCAUCCCAAUUCAUAUUUGUUUGAAAAUGAAACAGAUGUUGGCACAAGUAAUACAAAUGGGAAAAACAGGAAGAGGGUAAGAGAUGAAAAUGGAUCAAUGGUUGCUAAUGCUGGCACUAUUGGCAAUAAUGGUGAAGUUGAAAAGGUGAACAGUCAGCAGAUUCAUAUGGCAAUAGGACGGUUUCUAUAUGAAAUUCAGGCUCCUCUGGGUGCCGUGAAGAACUCUGUUUAUUUUCAGCCAAUGAUUGAUGCAAUUGCUUCUGGGGGAAUGGAGAGUAAACCACCCUCGUAUCAUGAUCUUCGGGGUUGGAUAUUAAAUAAUGUGGUUGAAGAAGUAAAGAAUGAUAUUCAUCAGCACAUGAAUACUUGGGAAAGGAAUGGUUGCUCGCUUCUAGUAAACCAAUUGAACUCCGAAAAGGGUAGAAUAUUGCUAAAUUUCUCAGUGUACAGUCCCCAAGGAACAACAUAUUUGAAAUCUGUGGAUGCUUCCUCAUUUAUAAAUUCUCCAGAUGCUUUGUAUGAGAUUCUUAAGCAAGUGUUGGAAGAAGUUGGAGUUGGGCGUGUUUUGCAAGUAAUUACAAAUAGUGAAGAGCACUAUGUUGUUGCUGGGAAGAGGUUGAUGGAUACGUUUCCUACGCUGUACUGGUCUCCCUGUGCUGCUGCUUGCAUAAAUUUGAUACUCGAGGAUUUUGGAAAAGUUGAGUGGAUAAAAUCUAUUAUAGAACAGGCUAGAUCUGUUACAAGAUUUAUCUAUAAACAUGUCGUCAUUCUGAAUAUGAUGCGGAGGUAUACUUUUGGAAAUGACAUUGUGAAGGUGGGAGUAACUCGGUUUGCUACAGACUUUAUGACUUUGAAACAUAUGGCUGACCUUAAAUUCAAUUUGCAGACUAUGGUUACUUCAAAAGAAUGGGAAGGGUGCCCUUAUUCUCAAACAUCAGGAGGAUCAGCAAUGCUGGAUGUAUUAAGUAAUCACACAUUUUGGUCUGCGUGCAUUAUGAUCACCCGAUUAACAAAUCCGCUCCUGCGAGUUUUGAGAAUUGUUGGUAGCCAGAAGAAGGCAGCAAUGGGAUAUGUAUUUGGAGGAAUGUAUCGAGCAAAAGAAACAAUCAAGAGAGAACUUGUCAAGAAAGAAGAAUAUAUGGCUUACUGGAAUAUUAUAGAUUACAGGUGGCAAAAAUUAUGGGAUCUUCCUCUUCAUGCUGCUGGUUUUUACCUUAAUCCCAAGUUUUUCUAUAGCAUCAAGGGAGAAAUGCACAAGGUGAUUAUGUCAAAAAUGCUUGACUGCAUAGAGAAAUUGGUUCCAGAUUUAAAAGUUCAAGACGAAAUUAGCAAAGAGAUAAACUUGUACAAAAAUGCUGUUGGAGAUCUGGGGAGGAAUUUGGCCAUUAGAGCUAGAGACACUCUGCUUCCUGCUGAAUGGUGGUCUACAUAUGGCGGUGGUUGCCCAAAUAUGGCACGUUUUGCAGUUCAUAUUCUCAGUCAAACUUGCAGCUUAAUUCAGUGCAAGGAGAAUCAGAUUCCUUUUGACCAACUGCACAAGACAAGGAACAGCUUAGAGCAUCAACGGCUUAGUGAUUUUGUCUUUGUUCAGUACAACUUGCAACUAAGACAGAUGGUUCAUAAGAACAAAGAGCAUGAGUAUGUGGAUCCUAUAUCAUUUGACAACACCAGCACUGUUGAAGACUGGGUAACAGAGACUGACAUGUACCUAGAAGACAAUGAAAAUACUGAUUGGAAGGCACUUGAACCGCCCUCUUAUAAUUCGAGGCUUUUAGAACUUUCAGUUGAUGAAGCUGAAGACUUGGGUUCAGGGUUUGAUGAUAACGAGAUUUUCUUAAACGGAUUGCAAUUGGUUAAAGAAGAACGCAGAACUUAAUGUCCCUAAGCCGAUGGUGCAGAAUUCAUGGACGCAAAUCUUUACGAUUGGUGACCACUUAGCUUCAGUUCCAUCAAAGAAGAAUGCCCCUGUAACAAAGUAGCAUAUCUAGAGAUACUCUCUGUUUCAAAAGGCGUUCUUUUUUAGUGGUAUUUUUUUUUUUUUUGGUCAAUUCGUUUUUUAGUGGUAUUACUGCAGAAGUUGCUGUCACCAUGAUGCUCUUGUGGCAAUAAACAGAACCAGUCUACUUAUUAGAGGUCCAAAUUGGAUACAAGCAAAGGAACUCACUCUCGUUAUGGAUCUUGA